Messenger RNA from Juglans regia (Persian walnut), 2477 nucleotides. Its product is annotated as serine/threonine-protein phosphatase PP1 isozyme 4-like. The coding region runs from base 1126 to 2076 and encodes 316 amino acids. The transcript is spliced from 7 exons. Gene Ontology annotation, cellular component: cytoplasm; nucleus. Gene Ontology annotation, molecular function: protein serine/threonine phosphatase activity. NCBI's taxonomy places the organism in Eukaryota, Viridiplantae, Streptophyta, Magnoliopsida, Fagales, Juglandaceae. The record is from RefSeq and is a predicted model, not a curated record.
UUGCUUGCUUCUCCUCUUAUCUUUCUCCAUCUACCCUUCUCCAUCUCCAUCUUCGCAAAAUCCUCUGAGUUUCGUCUCGUCUGACGAGUUUCCCUCUUCCUCCUUCCUCCUCAAGUUUCCUCCUCAAGAUCUGAUUUCGUCUCCUCAAGUUUCAUAACUUUCGACUACCUGCAUCAACUAGUUUGAGUACACAUAUGUCCCGUGUCAAAGUGACGACUUUCUAGAUAUCUUGAGCGUUUCCGAAUAUUUUCUGGAUUUGGGUAGUCAUUGAGUUGACGAUCACAAAGAAAUAAAGCGUACCCAUGUGAGAUUUGGUGUUUUUUCUCAUCUGGGUCUGCUUAAUUAGGUCGAUAUCUCGUGGAAUCAGUAAAGUUUGAUGAACUGAUGUUAGUGUUAUGCUGGUCUUUGGAUUGUCUAUUGCAAUGGAUUGAUGGUCUUUGAAGGUGUUUAAAAAUGGAUACAAAGGAAGAUGCCGAAGUGCAAGAUGAGCUGCCUUCAUCACUGAUGUUGGUAUUGCAGAGUAUUUCGAGGGGUUCAAUUAUUGAGGAACAUCAACUGUUAACACAUGCACGGAGCUAGGAAUUGGUAUUUCUAAGUUUUGUGUUGCCCAUGGUGGUGGAAAGAGAUGUGCACUGCCAGGCUGCACAAAGAGUGUACGUGGCCGCACUGAUUGUUGUGUCAAGCAUGGAGGAGGGAAGCGGUGCAAGUUUGAGAAGUGUGGGAAGAGUGCCUAUAGAUUUCUGCAAGUGGGAAGAGUGCCUAUAGUUUAAGGGAGUACAUAUUUCUGCAAGGCCCACGGCGGGGGCAAGCGAUGCACUUGGGGAGAGGGGAAAUGUGAGAAAUUUGCAAGGGGUAAGAGUGGUCUUUGUGCUACUCACAGUAGCAUGGUCCUGGAGCAGGAGAGAAACAUGGGAGGCAUGAUUGCAUCGGGAUUGUUCCAGGGCGUUGUGACUGGUUCUUCAAUGGCAGGGAGCAGCAGUAGGUUUGGAAACAGUAGUUCUUUAUCCAGAGUCAGUGUUGCACCUACCGGGAUUGAGUUGCUGCAAAGGCCGGCAAAAAGAGCACAUCCCAUACCCUUGCAGGUUUUAAGUGGAAGCCGAUCACAGGGGAGACGAUCUGUACUCAAUGGCGUCACAAGGUCCUGUAUUAAUUGACCCUCCCGUCCUGGACGACAUAAUCAGACGGCUGACGGAGGUUCGUUCUGCGAAGCCCGGCAAGCAGGUCCAGCUCUCAGAGACGGAGAUCAAGCAACUCUGUGUUGCUUCUAAAGAUAUCUUUAUUCGACAGCCCAAUCUUCUAGAACUACAAGCCCCCAUCAAGAUUUGCGGUGAUAUCCAUGGACAAUACAGUGAUUUAUUAAGGCUUUUUGAAUAUGGAGGAUUUCCUCCUCAUGCCAAUUAUUUAUUUUUGGGGGACUAUGUGGAUCGUGGAAAGCAGAGCUUAGAAACAAUAUGCCUUUUGCUUGCCUAUAAGAUUAAAUAUCCAGAGAACUUCUUUCUUCUAAGAGGAAAUCAUGAAUGUGCUUCUAUUAACCGGAUAUAUGGAUUUUAUGACGAAUGUAAGCGGCGAUUCAAUGUUAGACUAUGGAAGGCCUUUACAGACUCUUUUAACUGCCUUCCGGUGGCAGCUCUUAUAGAUGACAAAAUAUUGUGCAUGCACGGUGGUCUUUCCCCUGAUCUGACAAACUUGGAUCAGAUUCGAAAUUUAACUCGUCCUACUGCCAUACCGGAGUCUGGCUUGCUUUGCGAUUUGCUUUGGUCAGAUCCUGGUAGAGAUGUUAAAGGAUGGGGAAUGAAUGACAGAGGAGUGUCACACACCUUUGGUCCUGAUAAGGUGGCGGAAUUCUUAGAGAAGCAUGAUUUGGACCUCAUCUGUCGUGCCCAUCAGGUGGUGGAGGAUGGAUAUGAAUUCUUUGCCAACAGGCAGCUUGUUACGAUAUUUUCAGCCCCCAAUUACUGUGGUGAAUUUGAUAACGCUGGUGCAAUGAUGAGUGUAGAUGAAGACUUGCUGUGCUCUUUCCAGAUUCUUAAGCCAGCAGAGAAAAAGGCCAAGUUCAUGAUGUCAAACAAAAUGUGAUGGUAGCUGUAUAACUGCUCUCUCGUCUGAACCAAGAUGUGUUUCCCUCUUCACAUUGGGAGUUGGUGAAACAAAGAUUGCAAGUUUCAUAACUUCCCUCUCUAUUCUUGAAGAUGCAAGUACUAUGCUUUAUGCCAUAAUGAAUCUUGAGUGGGGAGGAGGAAACUCGGGUAUUAGGACAAGUAGUGUGGAGAGCACAGCGCAAAAAUUAUUAUUUGCUGAUGUAACUUUCUGUGUAGCACUUCAUCUGUGACACUGUAAAUAUAUUUCGUUGGGUGAUUAAUGAUUAUAGUCGUGCUUUCCAUUGUGGGCAACAGAAUGGCCCAAAUUGAGACCUCAAAUCUUCCGUAACAGUAGCUAUAACUUUAAUUGAUUGAACUGUUCGUGAGCUGUUUCUCAUU